Monodelphis domestica (gray short-tailed opossum) is the source of this 939-nucleotide messenger RNA. RefSeq names its product olfactory receptor 5P3-like. Lineage: Eukaryota; Metazoa; Chordata; Mammalia; Didelphimorphia; Didelphidae. Gene Ontology annotation, molecular function: G protein-coupled receptor activity; olfactory receptor activity. The record is from RefSeq and is a predicted model, not a curated record. Gene Ontology annotation, biological process: G protein-coupled receptor signaling pathway. Gene Ontology annotation, cellular component: membrane.
AUGUCAUUCAAAAACCACACCGAUGUGACAGAAUUCAUUAUCUUGGGAUUAACAGCUGCCCCAACUCUGCAAGCUAUUCUCUUUGUGAUAUUUCUAGGAGUCUAUAUUUUCACAUUAAUUGGUAACCUUAGCAUAAUCAUAUUGAUCAGAAAUAGCUCUCAGCUUCACACCCCAAUGUACCUUUUCCUCAGCCAUUUGGCUUUUGUGGAUAUUGGGUACUCCUCAUCAGUCACACCUAUUAUGCUCAUGAAUUUCCUUGGGGAAAUACCGUCGCUUCCCCUAGCAGGAUGUGCAUUUCAACUGUGUUCUGUAGUCACUUUUGGAACAGCAGAAUGUUUUCUGUUGUCAGUGAUGGCUUAUGAUAGGUAUGUAGCUAUUUGUAACCCCCUGCUUUAUUCUACCAACAUGUCCACCAGAGUCUGCACAUUAUUAGUGAUUGCAUCCUAUCUGGGUGGUUGUUUGAAUGCUUGGGCUUUUACUGGUUGUUUGUUGAGUCUGACCUUCUGUGGACCUAAUAAAGUCAAUCACUUUUUUUGUGACUACUCACCUCUUCUGAAGCUUUCCUGCUCCCAUGAUUUUCUUGCUGAAAUUAUUCCUGCUGUCACUUCUGGAUCAAUUAUUGUGGUCACAGUGUUAAUUAUAGUAAUCUCCUAUGCAUACAUUCUCUUUUCUGUCCUGAAAAUGCACUCCACUGAGGGGAGACACAAAGCCUUCUCCACCUGCACCUCCCAUCUCACUGCAGUCACUCUAUUUUAUGGGACUAUAACAUUCAUUUAUGUGAUGCCUAAAUCAAGCUACUCAACUGACCAGAACAAAGUAGUUUCUGUGUUCUACACUGUAAUGAUUCCCAUGUUGAAUCCUCUGAUCUACAGCCUCAGAAACAAGGAAGUAAAGGGAGCUAUAAGAAAAAUGAUAAACAGAAAACACUUACUUUCAUAA